AUGUCAGGCGUUGCUGCUAUCGUCAGUUCUCUAGAUCCACAUGAAGUGUGGCUUUACACUCCCACUGCGGCGCAGCAACUGGGCCUGGAAGUUCGACGUAUUGAUACGGAGAACUAUGAUCCCUUCCGUGAUUAUGGAGCCGUCAAAGGUCCCGUUCGUCUAACAACUGGAUUGGCAGCUGUCAUUCACAACAGGACGACUACCGUCUACGGCAUCACUAACUACACCGAUGCAAAGGGGAAUAAAGCCAGUACUGUGUCCAGCCUUUCCCCCGUUUACAACCCCAUCGACGCCACUACCACCUCUGUUGCUGAUCCUGGCGAUUACAACGCCAUAGCGGCAGCCUCUGAUGGGGAGACCUCUGACUACGUUUACUUUCUCCAGGAUCCCGAGGGCGUCUCACAGAAGCCGCUGAUUACCGAAUACGGGUUCCAGCAGUCCACUAUGGGCACCCGCUACGUUUACACUGGACUGAAUCCAGACCCGAGCUCCAACCUGGCAGCUGUCAUAGAGAAGUCCAAAGGAACCCGCAUGAUGAUUUUCCAAAACUAUAAGGACGCCACGUUGUACUAUGCUUGGUCAAACACAAAGUCAAGUGGGUCGGCUUCCAAGAGGCACAAGAACCCCAUCACCGGGUCCAACAAUGCCGUCUUGGGCACCCCGCUUGCGGCCACUCUGAUCCCCUUCCCGGACAGUACCUUCGAGGUAUACCUGUACUAUGUCGACAAUACCCAACAGCUCUGGCGGGUUAUUUACACUGGUACGCAGCCUGUCGGUGGAUGGGGCUCACCGACAGCUGUAGGAGCAGUCACAGAUGUGGAUCCCUCCUCGGGCCUGGCAGUCGUGUCUGACAAGACUGGCAACUACAUUUUCUUCAAGGCGAACCCCAACAGAUACAACUAUUACCACGACUCGUUCAAACAGCCUAUCUUGGGUGAAGACGACGCUAAUGAUGGCCACAACGAAGGCGUUGAACGUGGUUGUAACUAA
Neoarthrinium moseri is the source of this 990-nucleotide messenger RNA. RefSeq lists its product as uncharacterized. The record is from RefSeq and is a predicted model, not a curated record. The transcript has 4 exons. The coding region runs from base 1 to 990 and encodes 329 amino acids. Lineage: Eukaryota; Fungi; Ascomycota; Sordariomycetes; Amphisphaeriales; Apiosporaceae.